Helianthus annuus (common sunflower) is the source of this 1180-nucleotide messenger RNA. RefSeq names its product bidirectional sugar transporter SWEET14. The record is from RefSeq and is a predicted model, not a curated record. Lineage: Eukaryota; Viridiplantae; Streptophyta; Magnoliopsida; Asterales; Asteraceae. The transcript is spliced from 6 exons. Gene Ontology annotation, cellular component: membrane. Bases 126 to 986 code for a protein of 286 amino acids. Gene Ontology annotation, biological process: carbohydrate transport. Gene Ontology annotation, molecular function: sugar transmembrane transporter activity.
AUGCACCAUCAUCACCACCACAACACCACCACCAACAGCCACCACCACCACCACAACACCACCACCAACAGUUCACUGUAACUGUUUGAUUUGAGUGUGUGAUUUCACAAGCAAAAUCUGUAACAAUGGUGAUUGCUGGUCAAUUCCCUCACCUCACUUUUGCAUUUGGCCUUAUGGGCAAUAUUGUCUCUUUCAUGGUGUUUGUUUCACCAUUGCCGACAUUCUAUAAAAUUUACAAGAAGAAAUCAACUGAAGGGUUUCAAUCGAUACCUUACGUGGUGGGAUUGUUUAGCGCAAUGCUUUGGAUCUAUUACGCGCUGCUAAAGGGAAAUGCAAUGCUUUUGAUCACCAUCAACUCUGUUGGAAUAGUCGUGCAAACAUUUUAUCUCGCGGUUUAUGUUUUCUAUGCCCCAAAGAAAGCCAAGAUGGAAAGUUUGAAGCUUAUCAUACUAUUCAUAGUUAUUGGGUUCGGAUUGAUUGUUCUCCUAACUCAAUUACUCACGAAAGGCGCUCAACGUGGUGUGAUAGUUGGAUGGGUUUGCCUUGUAUUUGCUUUGUGCGUUUUUGUCGCACCAUUAGGUGUUCUGAGACAAGUGAUCAAGACAAAAAGUGUUGAGUACAUGCCGAUUCUUCUUUCGCUUGCCCUCACGCUCAGUGCGGUUAUGUGGUUCUUUUACGGUCUAUUUCUUGGGGACUUAAACAUCGCGAUUCCGAAUACACUUGGAUUCACCUUCGGUAUCAUCCAAAUCAUACUUUACUUUGUCUACAAGAAUAAGAAGCCAGUUAUCGACGACAAAGUUAUAGAUUUCAAAGAGAAAGUGAGUGAAAUGGAUGAAGCGAGUGUCCCAGAAGUAAAAGAUCAACACAUGGUCGAUAUGGUGAAGCUAAACGAGCUUAUACGCUCAGAAAACGUUCCAAAUCCGCAUGGUGUGGCUGUUGUUCGUACUCCGAUUGUGGCUAAUAACACCCUUGAAGUCCCAGCUUGAAAUUGGUCCUGAUUGUUUUUGGUUUGAUGGUCAAUGUGUACCUUCUCUAUAAAUAACUGUACACUUCUUGUCUACAAGUGUGUACCUAGCUAACGUGACCCUCAGAUUGUUUCGGUGCUAAAUGUAUUCUCGAUUUAUUAUUAUAUUAUGCAUUCUCGAUUUAUUAUUAUAUUUAUGGCACUUCUUUUUCUAUA